AUGUACAAUUCUAUAGAAUUAGGAUUUUUUAAAAAGAUUUUAUCUCUUGUUGAAAGUCAAAGAAAAGAAUGCUUUGCUGAUUUACCAAAAAACCUUUAUUCUGCAAUUGAAAACUUAGAUUGUUCUUGUAAUAUUCAUAAAAUAAUUGUCUAUAAUAAUGAUCCUCAAGUUGAUAAUCAAGAAAUAUUGAUCAAAAUUAUUAAUUCAAAUAAAAAUCGAGAUAUAUAG
Messenger RNA from Cetraspora pellucida, 228 nucleotides. Lineage: Eukaryota; Fungi; Glomeromycota; Glomeromycetes; Diversisporales; Gigasporaceae. The record is from the annotation of a GenBank genome assembly.